CGCCCCCUCCCCCUGUCUCUGCCGAUACAGAUUCUCAGCCUGCUAUUCUAGGCAUGGAUGUCGGUUGCAGUGAGACAUGGCAGUGCGACAUUAUACUCUCGACUUUAACCUCUCUACGGCAGUUGACUCUGCCUCCAUAGUUCCGGGUCUGUUGUCCAUAUUUCAUGAUCAUGAACUGAGUGAGACCAUUCACGACACAAACGGGCACGGAUACCUUGCUACAUUUGUAGGCAAGAAUGGGCGGCUUGUCAUUCUGCGUGUGCACUCCCACGGGCUGGUGACUAUUGAUUUGCAGUGUUAUGAAGAGGAUAAUAUUGCACAACUAGACAAUCUUUUAAAUGCUUUGGAAAAGAAGUUGGAAGUUCUCUUAAAUGGCAUUAUUGCAAGGAUUAAAAAGCUACCAGCCCUUGUGCGAGGAGCAAAAGUGGACCGAUACUGGCCCACAGCUGAUGGCAGGUUGGUGGAGUAUGACAUUGACCACGUGGUGUACGAAGAGGAUUCUGCUUACCAAAACAUAAAAAUCUUGCACUCACAGCAGUAUGGAAAUAUCUUAGUGCUUGAUGGAGAUGUCAACUUGGCAGAGAGUGAUUUAGCCUAUACCCAAGCCAUCACAGGUAAUGGGAGAGAGAAUUAUGCUGGAAGAGAGGUGCUGAUAUUAGGAGGGGGUGAUGGAGGCAUCCUUGCUGAGUUGGUCAAACAAAAGCCAAAGAUGAUCACCAUGGUGGAGAUUGACCAGAAGGUGAUAGAUGGGUGCAAGAUCCACAUGAGAAGAACAUGUGGCAAUGUCCUUGAUAACUUGAGAGGAGACUGCUACCAAAUACUCAUUCAAGACUGUGUCCCUUUGCUGAAGAAGUUUGUCCAAGAAGGAAGGACAUUUGAUUAUGUGAUUAAUGACCUCACUGCAAUCCCAAUAUCCACCGCACCCGAAGAAGAUUCUACUUGGGAGUUCCUUCGUCUCAUUUUAGAUCUUUCAAUCAGCGUCCUGCAUCCAAGGGGGAAAUAUUUUACACAGGGUAACAGCGUUAACCUGACUGAGGCCCUGAGUCUGUAUGAGGAACAGCUAGGAAAGCUCUCGUGUCCAGUGGACUUCCGUAAAGAGGUGGUCUGUGUACCCUCGUACUUAGAGCAAUGGGUCUUCUACACUGCAUGGAAGAAAUAAAGAUCUCCAGUCUUGUCUUUUAAUGUGGAAUGUGAAUGUGUGGAUGGUUUUCUUCUUUUUACUUGUAGCCCCAAAUGUGUGCUCAGACUGAAGACAUUUUUGGUAAAUGCAAUAUGGAGGUCUAAAAAAAAGAAAAGACAAUUGUUACUGACUCACUGUUUUCAUAGGCACUGUCCAGACCUGGGAUUAGCAAUAAUCUCAGGCAGCUACAUCAGGUAAGACCUGGCAGUAAACUGCAUCUCAAGUGGCCACUUGCGAUUGCAUUGUAAACAGUUCAAGGCCCUGUUAGCAGUAAAAGGGUUAGUUAUUUCUGUUUCUGUGCUGGGUAUGAUGGAAUUAACUGCUUAGAUAGAAUACGUGACCAGAGUAGCUGUCCGUGGACGUCCUCCAGGACACAUGGAUAUGCACACUAUACUAAAACAGUGACUCUGGAUGCAGGCUGAGUGAUCAGAAGUUUUCAUAUGAUCCAGAACGCGUUAACGUCGGGCUCAGCCCAUUGAAGUCUGCCCCAUUAUAUAUGGACUGCAUCACACUCCCUACUUAUUUCAGCUAUAUUAGUGGGAGUAAAAUCAAGACAAAAAUCAUUUUGAAUUCAGUCUGAUUUCAUCUUAACGGGCACAAGGACAGCUUUUUACAUCUUUUCUCUGUUAUCCCAACUCAAACCUUCUGUUGUUUUAGUUGUUUGAAUAUUGUUGCUACAGUUUUUCAUUUUUUUUUUUUGUCACAAUGUUUGAAAUGUGGAUGUGCAUGUGCUCUGAAGAAACUUGGUUGUUGAUACACUGAUUUGAUAUGUUUAUAAUGUGGUGUAACUUAUACUACAGUAAGAGUGUGAUGUUUGUUUUGUUUUUUAUUUUCUUUCCUUCUUUUUUUUUAAAUCGAGCUUUGAGGAUACCUAAUGUUUUUAAGUUGGAUUUUUAUUACUGCCACCCAAAUGUGAGUUGAAAUUUUAAGGUUAUAUGCAGGCAGAGUAUUCAUGCCCUAGAACGCUGACAUGAAAAAGUCCAGGUGUGUUUUUAAAAGGGAAAGAAUUCCUCGACAUACACACCUCUGCGUGCGUGCUGUUUUUAUGUUAUGUUUGUUAGCACCUUCGUUCUCUCCUGAUAUAUUGAUUAUAUUAGGUGCAGGUAAAGGACGGUGAAUGUAGCUUGCAUAUACACAGUACAUUUGAUAGACCUGGUAGUUAAUUUUAUUUAUUCAUUACAAAUUCACCAAAUACUGUUCUAUCCUCCUUGACAUAACUUUGUGACCAUCUAAAAUUAAAGUGGUUUUUGGGACAAAGAAUUAACUGUUUUGAUUGAC
Molecule: messenger RNA, 2458 nt
Organism: Cololabis saira (Pacific saury)
Lineage: Eukaryota; Metazoa; Chordata; Actinopteri; Beloniformes; Belonidae
Gene: sms
Product: spermine synthase
Exons: 11
Coding region: 77-1159 (360 amino acids)
Biological process (GO): spermine biosynthetic process
Molecular function (GO): spermine synthase activity
Source: RefSeq, a predicted model, not a curated record